AUGGCAAGCGUGCAGGAAGCAGAACAGAUCAUCCAAAGCUUGAACGGCCAUGGCACGCUUUUGGGGAAGCAUAUUCAACUCAGCAUCCAGAGAUUGUUAUACGAACUCCUCCGGUAUACCAAUGGCAAAACCUUUUCCAAGGCUAGCGCAGCAAAUGAAUCUCCUUUCAUCAACUUCAAGAUACAUCCUAACAGAAUUGUCAUUGAUUGCAAUAAUGACGAUCUAACCAAGGCAGAUGUUGAAGAUAUUUGCCGGCCAGUCAACAAAGAACACAUGAAAGGAGCCAAUUUCAAGACUAUUGUCGCCGCCACCAAGAAGGUUCAUAUUCAAUCUGGAAAUUUCUCAUUUGAGUUUCAACAUAAUGUAUUCGAUGUUGAUAGCGAUAUGAUGAGACCUACUUGGGUCACAUCUGCAGAGACCAUCCCCAACGAUUUUACUCGCAUCACGCUCCACCUCCAUGACCAAGGCAGCAAGGAAGAUAUCCAUAACCUAAGACAAGUCGUUAUCUCUCAGUUUGAAGGCCUUGAGGAGGAAUGCCUGCUUUUUCUGAAAGAUCUUCGAUCAAUGAAGGUCGAAUUUUUCAGCAAAGGUGGCAGCAUGCAGCAAUCCAAGUAUUUUUGGAAGCACACUGUUGAUGAAUAUCGGGUAUCUCUAAAAGUGACUACUGUUGACGAGUGGAAGGAAAAAACUCAUACCCAACUUUACCAUCUGAUAGAGCAGUCAGCAGACGAUAUGGCACCGAAUCUCAUGCUGGCCUUCCCCUUGACGGACGACUUCAAGGUACAAGCUGAUACUAAGACAAAGAAAUUAUUCAACUUUGCGCCGCUGCAAACAUCUCCCCUUGGAUUCCAUAUUCACUCAGACUUCGAGCUUGAAGAUGACCAAUAUAGUGUAGUCGCCACCUCAGCCCAUAAUCUUAGUAUCCGGGACCAGGUCGCGACUGCGUUCUUUCAAGCGAUUUUACAGUUCUGCGAGCACGCGACUCUUCGUUAUCACUGGCCACUGUUCCUUACGCCCAGAGUAAGAGAUUCAGACCAUUUCUGGUCUGGCCUUGACACUGAUAUCCGAAGUUGGGUCGCGCAAAAUCCUGUUCUAAUAUCUCGAGAUAUAAAGCAUUGGCGUCUUAUUAACCACCUUAAUGUUCUUAUUGCAGAUGCUCAAGACAAAGCUGGAAGACCUCUCUUAGACGACCCGAUCAAUGAUCCGUUUCUUUCAAGCAAAUACCCCCAAGAAGUGGCAAAUACGCUGAAAGAAUAUGGUCUUGCAACUCUCAACAGUACUCAAUGUCUCAAACUGUUGAAAUUACAUUUUCACAACCCCAGCUUGAGCCGGGCUACGGUGUGUCGUACGCAGGAGUGGUACGGUGCUCUAGCUCGGCUUCUUUCAAAACUUUUCGUCGAUGAGGAACAUUCUGAGAGGAUAAAAACAGUUCGUCUCCUGCAACUGAGAGAUGGCAGUAUGGUAUCCGCAGCGUCUGGGCCGGUCUAUUUUCCCACAACAGGAAACUUCGAUAUCCCCGAAAACUUGAAUUUGCGAGUCGUUAGCAGUUCUACCAGCCGUGGACACUACCCAAGAGCUCUAUACCAGCAACUCGGAGUCUUACAGGCGACGGUAGUUCAGGUGAGGAGCUUGAUAUUGGAUAGGUUUUCGUCUUCCAAAGACCUUUCACUCCAUGAUAUCAAAAGCUAUCUCCGUUACCUAUACCUCACCCAUCAGUCUUUCAACGCUGAAAAUGAGCAGCCUUACCACGCCGUGAAGAUAAUGACUCUCGAAAUGAAGAUGGAGAUGCCUUGUAGGACCAUUGUGUAUCUACCGGGAAUGGAUCACCCAUAUGCCCCCCGGAGUCUUAUGGGCCUUGGUAUGUUUGGGCUGAGUCAUUCUCUCAACUUCUUACACCCCGAAAUACUGAAGGAUGAACCAAAAAAGCCCGGCUUGUUUCAUUUAUCCUGGAAAAAGUGGUUAUGUGAUUGCCUUGGCAUCCGGGAAAGGCUAAGUCUAUUUGGGCCGAAAACCCUCGCCGAGCAAGAGUCAAACGGGGGCAUUUCUUCAAUCACUGACGACAUCGACGUUCUAUCCGAGGAAUAUAAAUAUGUAUUCAAGAAUCGUCCAGAUAGAUUUUUGGGCUUUGUUCAACAUCUUUGGGUCUUUGACGGGCCCCGACUGCUGAAAAACCCAGCCCUCGUAUCAGAGAUUAAAGGUCUUCCCGCGCAGAACCUAUGCGUUGCAGGCCGUUCACUGAAUCUCCAAGAUGCAUGGAUCCCCCUCAAGGAGCUCAAAGACUGCGUGAAGCAAUACAUGGAGUAUCCUGAUGAGUUUCCUUUCCUGAAGCUUGAGAAGGAGGAACAUAUGGAUCUGGCUAUCGGUACCAAAUGGACUUUUCUAACAAAACAUUUCAGCGUGAAAUGGGAAAAUGAUAUGGAUUUUCUGCUGGAAAUUCUAGAGUCCAUCAAGCACUCAUGCAAUCGACUGUCGCCUUGGCAGACGGGCAAAGUGGUUGAAUUAUACAUAGCCAUAAGGGCGAGGUUUCUGGAAUCCAUCGGCGACGAAAGAGAGCGAACACUGGAGUUCUUUGGCAAUUCUGGUAUCCUGUACAUCGAUAAGACCGGACCAACUUGGACAGGCCUCUCCAGUUGUCUCUGGACUGCGCCUACUGACAUGCUCUCUGCAUAUUCGCUUAGGCGCUUUUACGAAGAAAGGAUUCACGAUAAACGAGAGAUGGAAAGUCUCUACAAUAUGUUCCAUGUGGAAAUGGGUAUACGAGAUGCUACCGUCAAAGACUUGGUCAAGGAAUUGCUUCUCCUACGAAAAGAAGGUUGUGAAGAUGUUAUUCGCGUUGCAGACAUUUACGAAUAUCUGGACAAGGAGAUCAUUGCGUCGCCUGAAAUGAGUGUUAUCUUGGUCAAACGUGGUGCCUCUUUGAUGUGGCUUUCAGCCUCAGAAUGCUAUUGGUCCGAGGCGGGAACAACACAAUUGAAUAGCAGCCUGAAGGGAUGCUACCCCAAUUUAAAGGAAUUCUUUAUCGGAAAAUUGGGCAUCAGUGUAUCCGCUUACGACAAACUCCUGGACCCGUCUUCGACAAGUCUAUCUGACACUAAAAGAAACAUGUUAUUCUUGAUGGAUGAGACGAAUGGAUUGGUGCCCGAAUUUCCUGCAGAGCCAAUCCGAAAAGCAAAAAUCUUCCCAGUCAGGCAUCCACGGCAACCGGGUCAUCCAUUCAGAUUUGAUGAACUGUGUUCUGUUGACACGGAGUUUGCUAUCGGAGACCGUGAAGGUCUCAAGAGAUUACUGGAAUCUAAUAUCAAGAUGUUAAAUUUCGAUCUGAUAGAGGUGCGACGGCUACAACCUCUUUUCAGAUGGCUCUCGAUUGAAGAUCGCUAUCUUUCCAGAUGUGUUAAGGAAAAGUUGGAAUGUGUCUCAACAUACCAGUCGAGACGAUGGAAUUUACGUCCCAAGGCAUAUCACAUUGCUCGUGUUGGUGCAACAUUUAACAGUUACGGGUCCUGCGAUGAUGCACUCUCUUUAUACCAGCGACUACGCACAGUCCAAAUCGUCGAAGUCAUCUACAUUUUUAUGAAACUGGAAAUCCUCCAAGAUGGCCAAGUAAUCCAGUCUGAUCUGAGAUAUAAUGCCUUGGCUCAUAUACACGAUUGCGACGACCAGCUCAUUAUCUAUGUGACGAAAGGCGGCAAAGAUCUGCAGCAGAGCUUUUUCUCAGUCCUGCCCAAAAAGCUUCAGGAAUGGCUGACGGAUAACCCACGCAGAAGCCCCGAUAGCGCCCCAUUUGAAGUCAUCAAUGUACUUACUUCAAUCUUCGCUAGUGAUGUUUCCGUUCUCGAUGGUAUUCUUGAGGACCAAGGUAUUGUGCAAGUUCCUUUUGAGAAUCAGGCUGCCGUCGAAAGAAAAUACAAGAUAAGGGUACGACUCCCUGAGGUAGACCAAAGAGAGGCACGUACUUUGGUCAUACGGUAG
This is a messenger RNA of Fusarium fujikuroi IMI 58289, 3969 nucleotides long. RefSeq lists its product as uncharacterized. The transcript is spliced from 6 exons. The record is from RefSeq and is a predicted model, not a curated record. The coding region runs from base 1 to 3969 and encodes 1322 amino acids. NCBI's taxonomy places the organism in Eukaryota, Fungi, Ascomycota, Sordariomycetes, Hypocreales, Nectriaceae.